Messenger RNA from Cuscuta epithymum, 753 nucleotides. NCBI's taxonomy places the organism in Eukaryota, Viridiplantae, Streptophyta, Magnoliopsida, Solanales, Convolvulaceae. The record is from the annotation of a GenBank genome assembly.
AACGUUCCUCAACACGACAGGAUCAACAAGUGAUUGUGACACCAUGUUACAAAAACAAUUUCCUCUUUGGUUUUACCACCAUGUGCAAAAUGAUAUGACAGACCAUCCACGAUGGGUUCGUGCUUUAUCAGGAUUUCCUUCACCCUAUGUGACAACUUACCAGACGCUUAAUAUAAAUGGUUAUAAGUUUAACACUGCUGCACGAUCUGAAGACAGAGCAACCUCAAACUGUGGGGUUAUGGUGAAUUGCACAAGUUAUGAUGGAUCAACACUUGAAUACUAUGGCUUAAUACAAGAGAUAAUUCAGUUGGAAUAUCAAGAUUACAAGGUGAUCGUUUUCAAAUGUGAAUGGUUUGAACCUUCUAAUAGAGGUACACGAGUCCAUCCACAAUACAAGAUAGUUGACGUGAACAUACAAUAUCGAUUACGUGGUGCAGAUUGCUACAUUUUAGCAUCCCAGGCCGAUCAGGUUGUUUACGUGUCAUAUCCAAGUGCAAAGAAAAGGGUCAACAGAUGGUUUUCUGUUGUUCAAUGCAUGCCAAGAGCUUUUGUGGAAAAAGACGGGGGAGGAGAUUCAAAUGACGAGGAGGAACCAUCACAAGAGUAUCAAGAAAAUGAACCUGGAAUAUCAUUCCAAAUUGAGUUAGAUUUUUCAGAGCUACAAAGAAAUGAUGGCCACUCAAGUCAAUUGCUGACAUCCACUACUCCCGUGUACAUGGACGAUGCAUUAGAUGGAACGUAUGAUAAUGAGCC